AUGAGCGAACUUAAACCUGGAUCUAUAGUUCUUACUAAAGUCAAGGGCUAUCCAGCAUGGCCUUCGAUGAUUCUACCAGAUUCUCUUGCUCCAGCCAAUAUCCUUAACAUAAAGCCAAAAUCGUUAAAAUCUAAAAAGCGAUCAAGAAGGCUGGCCAACACAGCGGCCACGAACUCCAGCAACACAGCUGAAAACACAAAUGAUGAUGGUAUUUAUUUGGUAAAGUUUUUUCAUGACGAUACCUAUCAAUGGAUUGGUGUCGACGACUUGCAGCUUUUGCCGGUCGAUAACAUUUCUGCAUUCAAGCCAAAGAAAAUGUCAAAAAAUCUCGAGAAAGCCUUUGAAGCAGCUGCCAAAGGUUUGGAUAUGUAUGCUUUUGCCUCUAAUGGAAGCUAUGGAAAAGCUCUUGAUGUUUCUGCCGAGAAAUCUAUAUCAAGUGAAACAGAAGAGGAAGAAAAAGGAGUAGCAAAGAAGAAGUCAGAUGCCUCUCCGAAAAAGAGAAAAGCUGCUACUACUGCCCAAAAGAAGGCAACAAAGAAAACUAAAAAGGAGUCUCAAAAUAAGUCCGUAAUGGUAGAGGAUGAAGGGGAAGAAGUUGAAAGUGUGGAUGAACAGGACGAAGAAGUCGAAAGUGUCGAGGAAGGAGAAGAUUCGAGCGAAGAAGAAGAAGAAGAAGAGGAAGAAGAAGAAGAAAACACAAUUGACCCUGAAGAAUUCAAGAAAGAGCAAGCAGAAAUUGCUUUUUUGGAGAAACAAUACAAAGAGUUAACAGAUACCUCAUUUUGGGGCGGAAGCACGAAUGGGAUCAAUGAGAAAGAUAAAGGACUUGCCAAAGAGUUGACCGACAAAGUGAAGGAACAAACCAAAAUUUUGCUAGAGGCAAAGCGCAAGUUCACCAAAGAAGUUUUUAAGACCUCUGAUGAUGUUGACGUUGAAAAAGUUGGGAAAACUGCACAGCAGAUAUUGAACGCAGAUGAAAUAUAUUUAGCAGUUGCCACAAGAGUGAGACUAGGAUCGGUGCUUGAGGUUUUCAUGAAAAGGGGGGACUUGAAGGAUACUGGGGAUUGGGUUAAGGUGAGAGAUCUUUUGAUUCAGGUAUAUAGAAGGGUAUUUGGUGAAGAUGUUUUUGUUCCAGACAUGCAAGAGGAUUACAGAAUUCCCGCCACUGCUUGA
This is a messenger RNA of Saccharomycopsis crataegensis, 1173 nucleotides long. It is a transcript of the gene IOC4, whose product is annotated as Ioc4p. The record is from RefSeq and is a predicted model, not a curated record. The transcript has a single exon. NCBI's taxonomy places the organism in Eukaryota, Fungi, Ascomycota, Saccharomycetes, Ascoideales, Saccharomycopsidaceae. The coding region runs from base 1 to 1173 and encodes 390 amino acids.